Molecule: messenger RNA, 3784 nt
Organism: Branchiostoma belcheri (Belcher's lancelet)
Lineage: Eukaryota; Metazoa; Chordata; Leptocardii; Amphioxiformes; Branchiostomatidae
Product: flagellar attachment zone protein 1-like
Exons: 3
Coding region: 455-3784 (1109 amino acids)
Source: RefSeq, a predicted model, not a curated record
GUUCCCACACGGAGUCCCUGACGAUCCACACAGACUCAGCUGGGAGAAGAUCAAACGCGACACCCCAGUUUCGCCUUCACAACUGGUGGCCAAACACCAGGAGAAGAUAGCGGAGCAGGUGAGCUGGCUGGAAGAACGCAUCUGCACGCUACAGGACGACACCGAGGCUCUGGUGAAAGAAGUCUACGCCCUGAAACAGGAUAGCAGGAAGGUCGAGACAGACAUAAGUACGAUAAAGGGAGAAAAGAAGGCCCUAGUAGAGAAGAACAUAGCUUUGGAGGGAGAAAAGGAAAGGUUGAUAGAGAAGAAUAGAUUGUUAGAAGAAGAGAGGGAGGAGUUACUGGGAGAUAUAGAACAACGGCUUCUUGAGGGUAAAGAGAAUUCAGAGGAAGUCAUCAAGAAGCUAGAGGGUGAGAUUAAGCAGUUAGGGUCAAACAAGGAGGAGCUACAGGCGAUGUACGAAAGAGUGAAUGAGGAGAAUGAAAGCUUGAGACAGGUGGAAGAGGAAAAUGGAAGCACGAAAGAAGAAAUGGAACAAGUGAAAGAGGAAAACGAAAGGUUGAGAGAGAGUUUCAUGGAUAAAAGCAACCAGUUUAAGGAGGAAAUAGAAAGACUAGAACAGGAAAAUGAGGAGUUAAAGAGGGCAUUGACAGGGGGAGUUGGUAUGACUGACGAAAUGGAAAGAAUGAAAGAGGAAAACGCGAGAUUGAAUGAAGACUGGAGGGAGGAAAAUGAUAGAAUGAAAGCUGAAAUUGAAAAAGUGAGAGAAGAGAAAGAAGCUACCAUAGUAAAACUGGGAGAGGAGAAUGCACAGAUGAAGGCAGGUAUGGAAGCGAUGAAAGAAAAAGUUGAGAAGAUGAAAGAUGGGGUAAGAGAAGCAAAUGAAGAGAUAGAGAAAGCUCUAGAGCUUUUAAAAGAGGAAAAGGGGAGGGCACUAGCAGAAAAGGAAGGUUUGGUUGAAAAUCUUGAAAAGGUAGUGAAAGAAAAUGAAGUUCUGAAGAAAGAAAAUAAACACGUAGGAGACGAAAAUAAGGAACUAAAACAAGAAAUCACCAUGAAGGAUGAAAGCAUCGACAUUCUAAAAGAGGAAUUGAUCACAGUGAAGUGUGAGCACGAAAAGAUGGCAGGAGAGAAUGAAGGGUUAAAGAAAGAAAUAGACAGGGUGAAAAAGGAGAUGGAAGCUUUGGCUAGCAUGACAGAGUUGAAUGAACAGCGAGAACAUGCAGAGACUCAGGAGGAAGUGGAGCGAUUAAAACGGGUUCUUGAAGAAGUGAAACAGGAUAGGGAUAGGAUAAAACAUGAGUCGGUCAAAGCAGGUGACAAACUAAGAAAAAACAUUGGCACGGUGGAUAAAGAAAAGUCAGAAGUACAGACUUUGCAACAGGAAAAUGACAAACUGAAAAGUGAGAUAGAACGAGUGGGAGAGGAAAAGAGUAAGGUCUUAGAAGAGAGGGAAACUAUACUGAGGGAACACGAGAGAGCUCUUGACGAACUGAGACACAAGGUAACAGAGCUGGAAAAGCAAAAGCAGAAAAUGAUUUCUGUGAUGGAAAAGAAAAGAGAAACCUUAGAACAGAAUGUGAAAGAGUUGGAAAUGGAGAGCCAACAGGUCAAAAGACAGGCAGAUAUGAUCGAGGCCCAGGCUGAGAGGGUGGCGCAGGAGAGUGAACAGAUCAGACAGGAGAAUCAGGAACUAAAACUAGAAAAUGAGAAGUUAAGAGGGGGAAUAGACGGGAUGACAGGAGAGAAGGAAAGGGGUAAAGAGGACAUGAUACAGGCGCAAUACUUAGAGCAUAGGCAGGAAAACAUCGACUCGAGAGGGGAACUGGAGAAUAUCAGGAAGGAAAACCCUGAGCUGAAAAAGCAGGAAGAGGAUAUUUCUCUCUUGAAAGUACAGGGGAGAAGAAUGGGGGAGGAAAGUAAAGACACCGUGGCUGAUAAGACCAAAAGAGAGAGUGAUCAUGAGAUAGAAAGGGUAGAAAAUGAAAGAAUGAAAGAAGAUAAAGAUCAGAAAGAUCAGAUAACGCAAAACCAUGUUGAUGUCAUAGACGAAACCUUGCAGCAAAGUGAAUUGAAAGAGAGUACAAACAUGGAAAAGAAAGGGGAGAACAAAAAUGCAGAUAUAGAUGGGUUGGAACUGAGUGAUCAUAGUGAAACUGUAAGACAGGACACACAGGAAGAGAACGGAUCCGUAGAUCAAGAUCAGGGUCUAAAACAGAAAACGGAAGAAAUAACAGAGGGACAGAUAACAGGCGAGGAUCUUGUCAAACCUGCCGACGAGCUGGGUGAUAAGGAAAGGAAAAUUGAUGAAAGUGGGACAGCAGUUAGGAAUGAGGAGGGAAAUGAGGAGACAGGGAAGGAAGAAAGUGGGCUAACAGAGGGGAAAACUGAAGUAAAAGUACAGGAACAAGAAUCUACAACAGCAGAGGAUCUCGGCAAAAAUGCAGAAAAAAUGGGCGGUAACGACGAGGAAAUUGACGAAAGCGGGACAGCAGUUAGAAAUGGGGAGGGGGAGUCAAGGGCAGAAGAAAGUGAGGAGGGGAUGAACAUGUUGAAUAUAGAAGCGGCUGGACCAAGCGAUGGUCUAAGUCAGAUGGUAGAUGAUAGGGAGGACAAGAUAGAGAAAACAGAAGAAGGGGGAGAGUCAAUACAAGAUGAAGUAAAAGACGGGAUGUAUGAAAAUGCCCAGAAGACUAAAGAAAUGACAGAAGAACAAGAAGAUACAAUAUCAGUGAAUCUUGGCAAAAAUGCAGACAAGCUAGGCGAUAAGGAAAUAAAUAUUGAUGAAAGCGGGGCAGCAGUUAUUAAUGAGGAGGGGGAGGCAAGGAAAGAAGAAAGUGUCCUAACAGAGGGAGUGAACGUGGUGAAUACAGGCGAGGGUCUAAGUCAGACAGUAGAUGAUAGGAAGGACAAGAUAGAGAAAACAGAAGAAGUUGUUGAAUCAAUGAAAGAUGAAGUAAAAGACGGGAUGUAUGAACAUGCUCAGAUGACUAAAGAAAUGACAGAAGAACAAGAACAUACAAUAACAGACGACAUUGGCAAAACUACAGAAGAGCAGGGCGAUAAGGAAAUAAACAUUGAUGAAAGUGGGGCAGCAGUUAGAAAUGAGGAGGGGGAGACAAGGAAAGAAGAAAGUGAGCUAACAGAGGGGAUGAACAUAUUGAGUGAAGAGGUAGCUGAGCCGGGCGAUGGUCUACGUCAGACUGUAGAUGGUAGGGAGGAUAAGAUAAAGAAUACAGAAGAAGGGGGAGAAUCAGUGAAAGAUGAAGUAAACGAUAAGGAUAUUCCAGCAGAACCACAAGAUGGAAUGAAUGAGUUGGUGAAAGAGGAGGCCGUGCCGACAGGGGAAAUGAGUUUGGGUACUGUUAGAGGAAUGGAAGAAGGAAUGAGUGGUUCAAAGGAUGACGAGAAUGUUACCGGGGUGGAAGCAAAGGAUGAAGUGACUUAUGAAGAAUUCCAUGAAAUGAGAUCAAAAGUUGACAGUUUGAAAGACAUGUACGACAAGAUGAAAGAGGAAAAUGAUAGAAUGAAAACUGCUCUGAAGAACAUUGAUGACGAAGUAAAAGCAGAAAGGGGUGCUCUAGUUGGUGAUGAUGUUCUUCGUGCCCUCAGUAGGUUCAAAAGAGCUAAGCUCAAGUUGUCUGGGAAAGGGGCUAGUAAGGACAUAGCAAACCACUACUUAGCAUCAGUGAGAAAGCAUGUGUCAGAGGGACUAGGGAAAGGUGACGAAGGUAGAGGCGAAGUGGCGGCUGGGGAAGGGAAUACUGCAGGGGGUGGCACUUAG